This is a messenger RNA of Clarias gariepinus (North African catfish), 2654 nucleotides long. RefSeq lists its product as uncharacterized. The transcript is spliced from 4 exons. NCBI's taxonomy places the organism in Eukaryota, Metazoa, Chordata, Actinopteri, Siluriformes, Clariidae. The record is from RefSeq and is a predicted model, not a curated record. Gene Ontology annotation, molecular function: GTP binding. Bases 382 to 1452 code for a protein of 356 amino acids.
UCUGUGUGUGUGUGUGAGCAAGUGUCCACGCGUCCUCGUAGGCUAGAGCUGUUUUUUUGAAAACACACCAAACCCAAGAGGAUACUCCGAGGAGAAAGAGGGAGUGUAAAGGCAAAAUGAGACUGAAGUAAACUAAAAGUCUCACAUGUCCAGGGAAUAAAUUAGUGGCUUCCAUUUUCUUUAUUUGUUUUCCUUUUGUUGCUAGAGCAGCUUGCAAGUUGCAGGGAAACGAGGAAGUGCUGAGAGACAGAGUGUUGACUAGCAUAUUGCCGCAUUUCAGCACUUAAGGAUCCCAGGCUUCAGCAGUGACAAUAACAGAUGAUGAAUAAAUUAUAAAACACAUCACAUGCAUGAAAUAAGAUACACCUUUUCCUGCAGAAGAUGGAAGUGAUAACCACUCAUGUCCAGGACACAGAGCCUGAGGAACUGAGGGAUUCUGCUGAACCAGAGAGUGAGCUAAGGUUGGUGUUGCUGGGCUGGUCAGGCACAGGGAAAAGCAGAGUGGGUAACACCAUCCUUGGCAGUUCAGUGUUUGAUACCCACCAUGGUUCCACCUCGCAGAAGCCAGUAACUCUGAAGUGUGAGAAAAGGUGUGCAAGCGUGGCUGGGAAACAAGUGGUUGUGGUGGACACUCCAGACUGGUUCUAUUCAGAGAGGCCCCUAGAGGAAGUACACCACCAGCUGGCUGAGUGCGUAUCUCUGGCCGCUCCAGGACCCCAUGCCUUUUUGCUCUGCACCGCUAUUUAUCGCCAAUGUGAGAAUCUCCAGGCUCUGGAUGCCUUAGAGAAAGUGUUCGGUGUCAAUGCCAUCACCAAACACACUGUUGUCCUGUUUACUGAUACAGAGAAGCUGCCAGAGAAUCAAACACUAAAGGAGUUCCUUAACACUGAGCGAGAAGAUUUGCUGGAAUUGGUGCAGAGAUGUGGAGACCGGUAUCAUGUCAUAAGAUUUGAAGGAGAAAAACAAGAAGAGAAAGAUAGAAAAAAUGUAGAGGAGUUGCUGGAGAAGGUGGAUGGGAUGAUAAAGGAGAGCAGGGAGGAAUUUUACAGCUGUCCUCCUCUCCUUCACGCAGAGGCAGAAGAGAGAACGGUGGAUGCGGAUUAUGAGGAAAGCACAUCCAGUGAAUUUGUGAGCAAGUGGAAAGAAGAGGUAGAAUCAGACUCGGACGCAGAGCCAGAAGCGAGUGCGGAGAAAACAGACGAGAGCACGGAUGAUCUUGAGGUGGAGCAGGACACCGCAUUAUCUCCUCCUGCACCUCCUCCCCCGUUCUUGCGCUGGGUUUGGGACUCACUGGUUGGGUGGGUGCUGUGGCUGCCCAGCCUGGUGAGAGGUUCCACUUUACUCGGCUCUAUAGUGGGGUUAUUCUUUGGGGGUGCCAUGGGGGCUACUGUGGGCUCCGUUGCCACCGAGGUAGGCAGACGAAAAAACAAAGCAAAAGUAAAAUCUAAAUAACACACUCUAUACACAGUAGGACACUUAAUAAAACUAAAAAAUGUAUACAUUUCUUUACAAAAUAAAUAAACAUACGGCUUAUGUAUGAAAGUUGCAGUACUUUAUAUCAGUAGUAACAGCCAAAAGUAACUACAUUUAAGCUAAUGCUGAAGGAUAGUCAAGACUUUCUUGUGAUCUUGGUUUGUAAAACAAGGUAAAAGUUAAAGUAAAGAUUUGUAAUCAGAUUAAACCAGACCAUGAAUCUUUACUUGGAGCCUUUUUUUUAAGUUUGGAAAAAGCAUCAGUAUCUGUUAUUUAUAUACUACAGUGGGUAUUCAAAAGAUCGCUAUUACAUCAUGGAAAUUAACACUUUUUUACAAAAUUCCUUACUCUAUAUAAUUUUGUGCUGCAAAAUGAAUUGAAUAAACAUUGCAAACGAGAUGUGGACCUGUGAAAUUAUCUUAUCGCAAAUGGUUAUAAUUUAUUACAGGUAAUAUACACAUUCAAUAAUUUAUGUAUUUAUAUAAUUUUCUAAAUGAAUAUUGGCAAACAUCAUAAUGUGAUUAUUUGCUGUUUGAAUACUAAAGUGUGUAUUUAAUAGUGCCAAUAUGUGUCAAAAUUAUAACAGCAUGAAUUUUUGAUCAAAUCUGCAGCACUUUGUAAACAUGCAGUUUCUUCCACUCAUGAUGGCAGUCAUGUCAUGUGUGAUGUGCGAGAUUGCGACAGCUUUCAGAUCCAGCCAUGAGAACAACCUUAGUAUGUUCUACUUUCUUAAAGGCCGACAUUUUGUUAAAAAAGUGGUAAUUUGUCAUAUACUGUUUAUUUAGACUUUUGAGACACCAUAUAGAAUAACAGAAAUUCUUUCUAAAAUGCUAUAAAAAUAAUAGUGUUUUAUUUGUGAUACCCAUCAGGAUACCGGUAGGUUACGAAGGUAGAAAAGUCCACAGUGUUGCAUCUGUAAUGAUGGAGAGUCAAAUUACUAAGUGGAAUUGCUUUUAAGUGAAAGUUGUUUACCACAUGGGUUUUACUCUGCUCAUUUAUUUACUUGACUUUAAAGCUGUGCAAACAUCAGAGACUGUUAUUUUGCCUUGAUGAUUAUUUAAGAAUCAUAAGUUGCUUAUCUACUGUAUCUCGGUGCGCACGAACUGUUGUGUUCCUGUUUGUUUUUAUCGGCUCACAUGCACUUUCACAAUACAGAUUAAUAAAAACACUAAAAAAAACUA